CGGCAUUCUCCAUCCUCACAUCCUCCACAGAAUUUCACGCCUCGAACAAGCAGAGGCCCAGCCAGCCAUCUGCAAGGUACAAGUAGCCCGCCCCUGGCACGCACGCACACAGAGAGAAUUCAGCCGCCGCCGACGACGACGGACAUGGCGCGCUGGGCCAUUGCCAUCCACGGCGGCGCGGGCGUGGACCCGAACCUGCCGCAGCACAGCCAGGAGGAGGCGAAGCGCGUGCUGGCGCGGUGCCUGCAGGUGGGCGUGGACCUGCUGCGCGCGGGCGCGCAGGCGCUGGACGUCGUGGAGGCCGUGGUCCGCGAGCUCGAGACCGACCCUUUCUUCAACUCGGGCCGCGGCUCCGCGCUCACCCGCGCCGGCACCGUCGAGAUGGAGGCCAGCAUCAUGGACGGCCGCGGCCGCCGCUGCGGCGCCGUCUCCGGCGUCUCCACCGUCAAGAACCCCGUCUCCCUCGCGCGCCGCGUCAUGGACAAGUCGCCGCACUCGUACCUCGCCUUCCACGGCGCCGAGGAGUUCGCCCGUGAGCAGGGCCUGGAGACCGUGGACAAUAGCUACUUCAUCACCGAGGACAACGUCGGCAUGCUCAAGCUCGCCAAGGAGGCCGGCACCAUCCUGUUUGACUACCGUAUCCCACUGACGGGAGCGGACACGUGCAGCGCGCUGGCGGCGGCCGCGGUGGACAGCGGCAACCACCACCACAAGGCUGGCAUGGUGAUGAACGGGCUGCCCAUCAGCGUGUACGCGCCGGAGACGGUGGGUUGCGCGGUGGUGGACGCGUCGGGCGCCUGCGCGGCGGCCACGUCCACGGGCGGGCUCAUGAACAAGAUGACCGGCCGCAUCGGCGACUCGCCGCUGAUCGGGUCGGGCACCUACGCGUGCGGCGCGUGCGCCGUGUCGUGCACGGGCGAGGGCGAGGCCAUCAUCCGCUGCACGCUCGCGCGCGACGUCGCCGCCGUCAUGGAGUACAAGGGCCUGCCCCUGCAGCAGGCCGUCGACUACUGCGUCAAGGAGCGCCUCGACGAAGGCUUCGCGGGGCUCAUCGCCGUGUCCAGCACCGGCGAGGUGGCUUAUGGGUUUAACUGUACCGGCAUGUUCCGGGGAUGUGCCACCGAGGAUGGAUUCAUGGAGGUCGGCAUCUGGGAGUGAGUGAGCCAGCGAGUCCUCGGAGGUGGAGACGUGUGCUGCAUGUGGCAAUCCUGCGAUUGCCAUGUGCAUAAUCUCUGUUUCUGGUACUUGGUAGUAUUGCUAUUGGGUUGUCAGUAGUAGUGGUCACAAGUGUUGUCCACUGAUCACUAGUGGUAGCGAUUGGAGAUUGGACCUGAGGUUAAUAAGGAUGGUGAUUGUGUGGGAAUGCCCUGAAUAAUAAUUAAUAAUUAGUGUGAAAAGUUAAUCAUA
This is a messenger RNA of Sorghum bicolor (sorghum), 1407 nucleotides long. Its product is annotated as probable isoaspartyl peptidase/L-asparaginase 2. The transcript has 3 exons. NCBI's taxonomy places the organism in Eukaryota, Viridiplantae, Streptophyta, Magnoliopsida, Poales, Poaceae. Gene Ontology annotation, molecular function: hydrolase activity. The coding region runs from base 145 to 1158 and encodes 337 amino acids. The record is from RefSeq and is a predicted model, not a curated record.